CUCUCUCUCCUCCCUGAAACUAUCUUCUCUCUCUUAAACAACAAGGAACGUAGACAAGUCUCUUUCUCCCUUUCCCUUGCAUUCUCUCUCUCUCUCUCUCUCUCUCUCUCUGAAAGCAGCUUCUCUCUCACUAGUCAUCCCCCCUUCAAAGCGUUAAACGGAAUUUUAAAUACUCCAAUCCAACAACCUUCUCCCCCUUUCGUCCUCCCCACCAUGUGACCUCUGACACAUUCUCUCUCUCUCUCUCCCUCCCCCCCCUUCUCUCUCUAACCCCUUCUUCUACUUAGUCUCUCUCUCGACCAAUGGCGUCGUCCUCGUCACGUGCGCGGAGCAGCUCGCCGUUCAACAGCUACCGCAAGCCCUCGAGUCCUUUCUCCUCCUCUUCCUCCUCGUCCUCGUUCAUGAACGGGAGGCUCAUGCCGAAGUCGUGCUCCUCUUCCGCGGCCUCGUUUUACGGCUCCGGGAGCAACGGGUACGGGUCCAGAUCCAUGACCCCGAGCCGGAACCGGAGCGACUCGACGAAGGGGUGCGGCGGGCGCUGCUCGCCGGUCGGGUUCGCCUCGGCGGACGAGCUACUUCUCGGAGAGCCGCUCGAUGCGCCGAGAUCGGCCGGUGGGGAUAGCAUUUCGGUCACGAUUCGGUUUCGGCCGUUGAGUGAACGGGAAUAUCAGAGGGGGGACGAGAUUGCGUGGUACGCGGACGGAGAUAAAAUUGUUCGCAAUGAGUUCAAUCUGGCUACAGCUUAUGCAUUUGAUAAAGUUUUUGGACAGUCUACGAUGUCCCAUGAAGUAUAUGACGUAGCUGCUCGACCAGUAGUUAAGGCAGCAAUGGAAGGUGUAAAUGGGACUGUCUUUGCCUAUGGCGUUACAAGUAGUGGCAAGACGCACACGAUGCAUGGAGAUCAAAAUGCUCCGGGUAUUAUACCAUUGGCCAUAAAGGAUGUAUUCAGCAUUAUUCAAGAUACUCCAGGAAGAGAGUUCUUACUUCGAGUGUCAUAUCUUGAAAUCUACAAUGAGGUGAUAAAUGACUUGCUUGAUCCAACUGGUCAAAAUUUGCGUGUCAGAGAAGAUGCUCAGGGUACUUAUGUCGAGGGAAUAAAGGAAGAAGUUGUUUUGUCACCUGGGCAUGCACUUUCUUUCAUUGCUGCUGGGGAAGAACAUCGGCAUGUUGGUUCGAAUAACUAUAAUUUAUUCAGUAGCCGCAGUCAUACUAUAUUCACACUGAUGAUUGAAAGUAGUGCCCACGGUGAUGAAUACGAUGGAGUGGUCUUCUCUCAACUUAAUCUGAUUGAUCUAGCUGGAUCUGAGAGUUCAAAAACUGAAACAUCUGGAUUAAGGAGAAAGGAAGGAGCGUACAUAAACAAAAGUCUUCUAACUCUUGGAACUGUAAUUGGAAAACUAAGUGAGGGGAAAGCAUCUCAUGUUCCAUAUCGAGAUUCCAAGCUUACCCGCCUACUUCAAUCUUCGCUCAGUGGCCAUGGACAUGUUUCGCUUAUAUGCACAGUCACUCCCGCAUCUAGUAAUAUGGAGGAAACUCAUAAUACGUUAAAGUUUGCUAGCAGGGCGAAGCGUGUUGAGAUCUAUGCCUCGCGUAAUAAGAUUAUUGAUGAAAAAUCUUUGAUUAAAAAGUAUCAAAAAGAAAUAUCAACCCUCAAACAAGAACUUGAUCAGCUAAAGAAGGGGAUGCUUGUUGCUGUCAAUCCUGAGGAGCUUAUGACUUUAAGACAAAAGUUGGAAGAAGGCCAAGUGAAAAUGCAGUCAAGAUUGGAGGAAGAGGAGGAAGCAAAGGCUGCUCUAAUGAGUAGAAUCCAAAGGCUAACCAAGCUCAUACUUGUUUCUACAAAGAAUACAAUUCCUGGUUUGAAUGAGGUUCCUGGUCAUCAGCAGUGUGAUUCUGUCGGUGAGGAUGAUAAACUGCAUGUUCUGCGCGAUGGUUCUUUGCUCGAUGAGGAUGAGAAUCAUAAAGACUCCCCAUCUUCUGCUUUGAUAGUUCCAUCAGAUCAUUCCAGUGAAUUUAGACACAGAAGAUCUUCCAGCAAGUGGAACGAUGAGCUGUCACCUGCUGGCAGUACCAUUACUGAAUCAACUCAGGGUAGGAUGACAAUGUCAGAUCAAAUGGACCUCUUAGUUGAGCAAGUGAAGAUGCUGGCUGGUGAGAUUGCAUUCAGCACAAGUAACUUGAAGCGUUUGGUAGAACAAUCUGUCAAUGAUCCUGGUAGUUCAAAAACUCAAAUUCAGAACUUAGAAAGUGAAAUCCAAGAAAAGAGGAGACAAAUGAGUGUUUUGGAACAACGUAUUAUUGAGAGUGGCGAGGCUUCAGUUGCUAAUGCUUCGUUGGUUGACAUGCAACAGACAGUGAUGAAACUGAUGACCCAGUGUAAUGAAAAAGGUUUUGAGCUAGAGAUAAAAUCUGCAGAUAAUCGUGUCCUCCAAGAGCAGCUGCAGAACAAGUGUGCAGAAAAUAAGGAAUUGCAGGAGAAAAUAUAUAUCCUACAACAGCAGUUGGCUUCAACCAGCAGUGAUCAAUCGUCACUCUCUGGACAGUACACAUCCGAAGAAUAUGUCGAGGAGUUGAGAAGGAAGAUUCAGUCUCAGGAGAUUGAGAAUGAGAAACUGAAGUUAGAACAUGUACAGUUUGUAGAGGAGAACAGCGGAUUGCGUGUUCAGAACCAAAAAUUGUCUGAAGAAGCUUCUUACGCAAAGGAACUUGCCUCUGCUGCCGCUGUUGAGUUGAAGAAUUUGGCGGGUGAAGUCACUAAACUUUCACUACAGAAUGCAAAACUGGAGAAAGAACUAUUGACUGCACGAGAAUUGGCGCUUGCUAGAGGGGCUGGUUCACAAACUGCUAAUGGUGUUAACCGGAAGUAUAAUGACAGCUCAAGACAAGGGAGAAAAGGUCGGAUUUCUGGCAGAGGUAAUGAAGUUUCGGGAAUGGGUUAUGAUGACUUUGACUCAUGGGAUCUUAACACAGAUGAUUUAAGGAUGGAGUUGCAAGCAAGGAAACAAAGGGAGGCUGCACUUGAGGCUGCCUUGGCUGAGAAGGAAUAUGUCGAAGAUGAAUACAGGAAAAAGGUUGAAGAAGCAAAGAAAAGGGAGGCUGCUUUGGAAAAUGAUUUGGCUAACAUGUGGGUGCUCGUUGCACAAUUGAAAAAUGAGGGGGGAGCUAUUGCUGAGUUAAACGAGAGGAAUAUUAAUGAUAGAAUAACUCAUGUGGUUGAUGCUAAAAUUGAAGAUGUUGACUGCAAGGAUUCACUCCUCAAAGAAAGACAAGUUUCAGAUGUUAUAAAACCAGCUCAGGAUGCGUCCAAGGAAGAAUCCCUUGUUGUUCGUUUGAAGGCUCGAAUGCAAGAGAUGAAGGAAAAAGAAGCCAAACUUUUGGCCAAUGGCGAUGCGAAUUCUCAUGUAUGUAAAGUAUGUUUCGAAUCGCCAACUACCGCAAUGCUUCUCCCUUGCCGGCAUUUUUCUUUGUGUCAAUCUUGUUCACUUGCUUGUUCUGAGUGUCCUAUUUGUCGAACAAAGAUAGCGGACAGGAUUUUUGCUUUCACUUCUUGAUCGUGUGUUUUAUCUACCUGAAUCCUGGUCAGGGCCUUAUCAUCAUUCAACCUGUUACAAGUUUUCCGUGGAAUAGCAGGUUCCAUUCUUUCAUUAGUUAGCCUGUAUGUACUUGUUGAAAAAAGGUGUGGUUGUCUCUGUAGCUUUCCCAAGAGGUUGUAAAAAUAACAGGGGGAAAUGGACAGAUCUCAAACUAAAAAAGAAAAGCAAAGAAAAUGCGAAGAAUGUAAACUGUAUAAGCAUAUCUGGAACUUCCAAUUCGACGUGCUACUGCUUCAUUCCUCAAAUUUCCAGCAGUGUGGAUAAUUCAUCAUUCAAACGUUCAUUGCAAUGUAUAGAGAAGUGUACGGUCCGACAAAAAGUAAGGAAAAAAAAGGUUUUCCCCUCUUUGUGCAA
Molecule: messenger RNA, 3947 nt
Organism: Rhododendron vialii
Lineage: Eukaryota; Viridiplantae; Streptophyta; Magnoliopsida; Ericales; Ericaceae
Product: kinesin-like protein KIN-7D, mitochondrial
Exons: 25
Coding region: 303-3551 (1082 amino acids)
Biological process (GO): microtubule-based movement
Molecular function (GO): ATP binding; microtubule motor activity; microtubule binding
Source: RefSeq, a predicted model, not a curated record